CAGUUCCCUGCCACAAAGUACUCAGUUACUCACCCAACAAAAUACACAAGCUAAAACAAUCACGACCUUCGUACACAAAUCAAGCAGGAGAUCGAUCAUGGCUGGAGGAGACGACCUGAAGCUGCUCGGCGCAUGGGCAAGCCCAUUCGUCACCAGAGUGAAGCUUGCCCUCGCCUUCAAGGGCCUGAGCUUCGAGGACGUGGAGGAGGACCUGAGCAACAAGAGCGAGCUCCUCCUCGCGUCCAACCCGGUGCACAAGAAAAUACCCGUGCUCCUCCACAACGGCAAGCCCGUCUGCGAGUCCGUGGUGAUCGUUCAGUACAUCGACGAGGCCUUCCCCGGCGCCGGCCUUUCUCUCCUCCCCUCCGACCCCCACGACCGCGCCGUCGUCCGCUUCUGGGCUGCGUACAUUGACGACAAGCUCGUGGCUCCGUGGGUGCAGUCGAUGAGGGGAAAGACGGAGGAGGACAAGGCCGAGGGGAUUAAGCAGACGUUUGCGGCCGCAGAGACGCUUGAGGGAGCCCUGAGUGAGUGCUCCAAGGGGGAGGGAUUCUUCGGCGGCGACAGUGUCGGGCUCGUCGAUGUUUCGCUGGGGAGCCUGCUCUCGUGGCUUAAAGCUACGGAGGUGAUGUCCGGUGCCAAGAUCUUUGACCCCGUCAAGACCCCACUCCUUGCGGCGUGGAUGGAACGCUUCGGCGAGCUUGAGGCCGCCAAGGCGGCCUUGCCGGAUGUCGACAGGGUGGUCGAGUUCGCCAAGAAGAGGGCACAGGCUGCCGCGGCCGCUGCAGCUGAGAACCAGUAAUAAAAAUCUAAAAAUACAAUCUGCUUCAAAAUAAGAAAAACAUUAGUUAUCAUAUAUUCCAGUAUAUUGAUUGAUGUUUGUACGUCAGCUGCUUGUUGUAAUUUUGUUUGGAAUAAGUAUUGAAUAUGUUGUUUCUCUUGCA
Molecule: messenger RNA, 944 nt
Organism: Brachypodium distachyon (stiff brome)
Lineage: Eukaryota; Viridiplantae; Streptophyta; Magnoliopsida; Poales; Poaceae
Product: probable glutathione S-transferase GSTU6
Exons: 2
Coding region: 98-802 (234 amino acids)
Biological process (GO): glutathione metabolic process
Cellular component (GO): cytoplasm
Molecular function (GO): glutathione transferase activity
Source: RefSeq, a predicted model, not a curated record